AGGAUGUGCAUCCUGUAUCGCAACACAGGAAGAGAGGGACACAUUCCUAUAUCAGCUGGUUGAGAAAUACCAUGGAGAGACAUUGUCUGCCAACAGGCCUUGUUAGCUGUAACAUGCGAUUGAUAAAGAUGGGUCGUUAUCUACUUGUUUUGGACAUGUGUCAAGUAUGUGUUGUGUGCUCAGCUGUUUUCUAUUAACUGCAAUUCUAGCAUUUUGAGCUGAAUUCUGGUAGGCUGAAUUAUUUCACUUGACCUGUAUAGCAGUCAACUAGUAAAAUUAGGUAAUUGCUCUCCUGUCCUUACAGGCUUACCUGGGUAACAUGAAUAAAAAUGUAUCAUCCCCUGAGGAGAAUCAAUCUUAUAUUUGAGUAUCAUGGACAACGAAACAUGUUUGUUUUACUUGAAUGUCACAUCUGACCUGUGUGUAAACUUCUGAAAAAUAAAUUGAAUAGGAAGGGGACUGGGCAGUAAUUUGACAGUGAACGUCUUUGUUUUAAAAGCAGUGGUCUGAGACAGCCUACUAUAAAAGACAAACUAUAGUUUUAUACAACGAAGGGAAAUACCAGGAUGGAACUUAAUACUUGGACAUUGUCUUUGAUUUAGCUUUGAGUGAUUGCUUUACUGUGCUAGUGAAAUCCUAACAUUUUCUGCACUCAUUAAAUGUAUCGCUCUCUUACUUUUUGUUGCUAAUGUUUCAUUUCGAAAUGUUUUAUUGACAGCCACACUGGAGACCACAAUGUCUGUUUUGGGGCUCUUGAGUGGCACAGCGGUCUAAGGCACUGCAUCUCAGUGCUAGAGGUGUCACUACAGACCCUGGUCCAUAGGGCGGUGCACAAUUGGCCCAGCGUCGUCCAGGUUAGGUGGUCAUUGUAAAUAAAAAUUUGUUCUUAACUGACUUGCCUAGUUAAAUAAAGGGAAAAAAAAUUAAAAAUACUUUGAGUUUAGAUUGUCAUAUUGGCAAUGAGUUUACCCCCACCUGGUGACCAAUAAAAUAAUUACCCGGAAGUGUGGUCGAAGUUCAUAACGUAACGUGCGUGUUACCAAUGCCUGCGUUUUCUGAAAACAAAACAAACACUGGAGACUAUGGCAGAUUUUGGAGUUGAGGAGCUUAAGCGGCUUGAAUACCUGUCUUUGGUGUCCAAAGUGUGUACAGAACUUGACAACCAUCUUGGUAUUUGCGAGAAAGAUCUUGCUGAGUUUGUCAUCUGCCUUGCUGAAAAGAAACCAACAUUCGAUGGCUUCAAAUCACUUCUGCUGAAAAAUGGAGCAGACUUCACAGAUUCUCUCAUCAGCAAUUUGCUCAGACUUAUUCAAACUAUGCGGCCGUCAAAAGAAUCUGCGAGCAAAGCCUCUGAGCCUGUGGUUAAACAGAAGAGUGAGAAGGACAAACUGAAGGAGAUGUUUCCUGGAUUGUGCAGGCCAGACAAUCCAGCUCCCAUUCCGCUAGAAGAAGAUGAUGUGAGGGUAGCAGAUGCUGCCAUGAAAGAAUUGGAGAUGUUCAUGCCCAGUGUCAGUGGAACAAACUCAACGAGCAGGUUGGACAACAAAAGGCAGCGAAGCAGAAGUCGGAGCCAAGACAGAGACAGGAAGAGACGCUCACGCUCUCCGUCUUGUGACCGUGAGAGGGACAGAGACUUCAAACGCGGUCGAAAACGUGUUUCCCGCUGGAGUGAUCGCAGUCCGAGCCCCACCAGGGAUCGAGAUUUUGAGGUUGGUUCUGACCGCUAUAAGGACAAACACGUGGACAGGCCCCCACCUGAAGAGCCUGCUGUAGGGGACAUAUUCAAUGGCAAAGUCACCAGCAUCCUUCAGUUUGGCUGCUUCGUGCAACUGGAGGGGCUGAGGAAACGCUGGGAGGGGUUGGUGCACAUCUCUGAGUUACGCAAAGAGGGACGUGUUGCCAACGUGGCUGAUGUGGUCCAGAAAGGUCAACGAGUCAAGAUCAAGGUUCUGUCCUUCACUGGCUCCAAGACCAGUCUCAGCAUGAAGGAUGUAGACCAGGAAACAGGGGAGGACCUGAACCCCAACAGGAGGAGGAACCAGGGCCCUGAUGGUGGGGAGGAGAAAAUCAUGAGGAACCCCGACCGCCCAACCGACCUCAACCUGGGCCACGCCCCUGAGUUGGAGGAUGACACACUGGAGCGCAAGAGACUGACCAAGAUAUCAGACCUCGAGAAGUGGGAGAUCAACCAGAUGAUUGCUGCUAAUGUUCUUUCUAAAGAGGAGUUCCCUGACUUUGACGAGGAGACGGGUAUCCUCCCAAAAAUUGAUGAUGAAGAAGAUCAGGACCUGGAGAUUGAGCUAGUGGAGGAGGAGCCUCCGUUCCUGAGAGGACACACUAAACAGAGUAUGGACAUGAGCCCUGUCAAGAUUGUAAAGAAUCCAGACGGCUCGCUGUCCCAGGCAGCCAUGAUGCAGAGUGCUUUGGCUAAGGAGAGGAGGGAGGUGAAGCAGGCUCAGCGAAUGGCUGAGAUGGACUGCAUACCUAUUGGCCUCAACAAGCACUGGGUCGACCCUUUGCCUGACUUUGAUGGAAGGCAGAUUGCAGCCAACAUGAGAGGAAUCGGCAUGAUGCCAGACGGCGUCCCGGAGUGGAAGAAACAUGCAUUUGGGGGCAACCAGGCCUCUUAUGGCAAGAAGACAGCAAUGUCCAUCCUGGAGCAGAGAGAGAGCCUGCCCAUCUACAAGCUCAAAGAGCAGCUCAUACAGGCUGUCCACGAUAAUCAGAUCCUGAUUGUGGUUGGAGAGACUGGCUCUGGGAAAACUACCCAGAUCACCCAGUACCUGGCCGAGUCGGGCUACUCCACUCGGGGGAAGAUCGGCUGCACUCAGCCCCGUCGUGUGGCAGCCAUGUCCGUGGCCAAGAGAGUCUCUGAAGAGUACGGUUGCUGUCUGGGCCAGGAGGUGGGCUACACCAUCCGUUUCGAGGACUGCACCAGUCCUGAGACGGUGAUCAAGUACAUGACACAUGGUAUGCUGCAGAGGGAAUGUCUGAUAGAUCCGGACAUGGGUCAGUACACCAUCAUCAUGCUUGACGAGGCCCACGAGAGGACCAUCCAUACUGAUGUGCUCUUUGGUCUACUCAAGAAGACAGUGAAGAAACGCCCAGACAUGAAGCUGAUUGUGUCCUCAGCGACGCUAGAUGCCGUCAAGUUCUCCCAGUACUUCUUCGAGGCGCCCAUCUUUACCAUCCCAGGACGUACUUUCCCAGUGGAGGUGCUCUACUGCAAAGAGCCUGAGACGGACUACCUGGACGCCAGUCUCAUCACCGUCAUGCAGAUCCACCUGACCGAGCCUCCAGGUGAUGUCCUGGUGUUUCUGACGGGUCAGGAGGAGAUUGACACAGCUUGUGAGAUCUUGUAUGAACGGAUGAAGUCUCUGGGACCUGAAGUGCCUGAACUCAUCAUUCUACCUGUCUACUCCGCGCUGCCAAGCGAGAUGCAGACCCGUAUCUUUGACCCAGCUCCCCCCGGCAGCAGGAAGGUAAUCAUUGCCACUAACAUUGCUGAGACGUCUCUGACUAUUGAUGGGAUCUACUAUGUGGUGGACCCAGGCUUUGUGAAGCAGAAUGUCUACAAUUCCAAGACUGGCGUCGACCAAUUAGUGGUGACCCCCAUAUCACAGGCCCAAGCUAAGCAGCGUUCUGGUAGGGCUGGAAGAACUGGCCCUGGGAAAUGCUACCGGCUAUUUACAGAGAGAGCCUACAGAGACGAGAUGCUCACCAGCAAUGUGCCUGAAAUCCAGAGAACAAACCUGGCCAGUACCAUGCUGUCUCUCAAGGCCAUGGGCAUCAAUGACCUGCUAUCAUUUGAUUUCAUGGACGCUCCACCCAUGGAGACAAUGAUCACAGCCAUGGAGAUGCUCUACACUUUAGGGGCUCUGGAUGAUGAGGGGUUACUCACUCGCCUUGGACGCAGGAUGGCUGAGUUCCCUCUGGAGCCCAUGCUGUGUAAGAUGCUGAUCAUGUCCGUCCACCUGGGCUGCAGUGAGGAGAUGCUCACCAUCGUCUCCAUGCUGUCUGUGCAGAACGUCUUCUACAGGCCCAAGGACAAGCAGCAGAUGGCUGACCAGAAGAAGGCCAAGUUCCACCAGGCCGAAGGAGACCACCUUACUCUGCUGGCUGUCUAUAACUCCUGGAAGAACAACAAGUUCUCCAACCCCUGGUGCUUCGAGAACUUCAUCCAGGCCCGUUCCUUGCGCAGAGCCCAGGAUAUCCGCAAACAGAUGCUGGGUAUCAUGGACAGGCAUAAACUGGACAUGGUGUCUUGUGGAAAGGCCACAGUGCGCAUACAGAAGGCCAUCUGCAGUGGUUUCUUCCGGAACGCAGCCAAAAAGGAUCCCCAGGAGGGUUACCGUACCCUCAUUGACCAGCAGGUGGUGUACAUCCACCCCUCCAGUUCCCUGUUCAACCGCCAGCCUGAGUGGUUAGUGUACCAUGAGUUGGUGCUGACUACUAAGGAGUACAUGAGGGAGGUGACCACCAUUGACCCACGCUGGCUGGUAGAGUUCUCGCCGGCCUUUUUCAAAGUGGCCGAUCCCACGCGUCUCAGCAAACAGAAGAAGAUGCAGCGCCUCGAGCCCCUCUACAACCGCUACGAAGAGCCCAACGCUUGGAGAAUCUCCCGCGCCUUUCGCAGGAAGUAGAGGUGUAUCUCUUAUACCCUUACGCACAGGCUCACACCACAGCAGGAGAGAGAGGGAGACUGUCAUUGACAACUGGUUGAGAAAUACCAGUCCAUUGUUCCUUUCUGUGUUCCUUCCGAGUCAUUUGGCUUCAUGGUCAAUGUCAGUUAACUUACCUCCCAUCAGACAGAAAUCAAAAGUGCCCAUAAAUUACCAAAAGGUCUUUUUUGCCCAAUGUAUAAAUUAUCUCAAAACAGAACAUUACGGAUUCCCUCAAAGAAAAUGACUAUUAAGUGAUUAGGAAGGAGACUGGACACUUUAAGUGGGCAGUAAUCUAAUCAGUCAGUGGAAGUCUGUCUGUUUAUGAGGACACAAUGCUCAGAGUCCAUUUAGUCUAGAGAUCUCAUGUAAUAUAGUUUAUAUCUAGGGAAACGGAUCGGACUUUGAUUGUGGUCAACAAUUACCAGAUCUGUGGUUUCAUUAAGAUGACGGAAAUGUAAGCGAACUGAAAUGAGUGAUAUCUAAAUGACCAUAUUCUUCCAUAUUAAAUAUUGGAUGGUCUCAUGUCUGCUGUUUUUGUCUUGUUGCUGUUAUAAUUAAACUGUCUUGGUCCGCCAAUGAUAGGAAUGGAAAGGAUAGUACAGACAAGUUACAGAAUUGGCCCUUGCAGAACUACAAAAGUAGUCAACUGAUUUUCAAAAGUCAACUGAUUUUAAUUUAUGAAUGUUAAGGUGUCCCAUUACGGCUGUGUGCAGAUACAGUGCAUUUGGAAAGUAUUCAGACCCCUUGACUUUUUCCACAUUUCGUUACGUUACAGCCUUAUUCUAAAAUGGAUUAAAUAGUUUUUUCCCCUCAUCAAUCUAUGCACAAUACCACAUAAUGACAAAGCAGAAACAGGUUUUUAGAAAUGUUUUAGAAAUAACAUUUACAUAAGUAUUCAGACCCUUUACUCACUACUUUGUUGAAGCACCUUUGGCAGAGAUUACAGCCUCGAGUCUUCUUGGGUAUGACGCUACAAUCUUGGCACAACUGUUUUUAGGGAGUUUCUCCCAUUCUUCUCUGCAGAUCCUCUCAAGCUCUGUCUGGUUGUAUGGGGAGCGUCGCUGCACAGCUAUUUUCAGGUCUCUCCAGAUAUGUUUGAUUGGGUUCAAGUCUGGGCUCUGGCUGGGCCACUCGAGGAUAUUGAGACUUGUCCCGAAGCCACUCCUGCGUUGUUUUGACUGUGUGCUUAGGGUCAUUGUCCUGUUGGAAGGUAAACCUUUGACCCAGUCUGAGGUACUGAGCGCUCUGGAGCAGGUUUUCAUCAAGGAUCUCGCUAUAAUUUGCUCCGUCCAUCUUUCCCUCGAUCCUGACUAGUCUCCCCUGCCGCUGAAAAACAUUCCCACAGCAUGAUGCUGCCACCACCAUGCUUCCCCAUAGGGAUGGUGCCAGCUUUCCUCCAGACGUGACGUGACUCAUGGCAUUCAGGCCAAAGAGUUCAAUCUUGGUUUCAUCAGACCAGAGAAUCUUGUUUGUCAUGGUCUGAGAGUCCUAUAGGUGCCUUUUGGCAAACUCCAAUGGGCUGUCAUGUACCUUUCACUGAGGAGUGGCCUCCUGGCCUCUCUACCAUAAAGGCCUGAUUGGUGGAGUGCUGCAGAGAUGGUUGUCCUUCUGAAAGGUUCUCCCAUCUCCACAGAGGAACUCUGGAGCUUUGUCAGAGUGACCAUUGGGUUCUUGGUCACCUCCCUGACCAAGGCCCUUCUCCCCCGAUUGCUCAGUUUGGCCGGGUGGUGGUUUCAAACUAUUUAUAUUUAUGAAUGGAGGCCACUGUGUUCAUGGGGACCUUCAAUGCUGCAGAAAUGUUUUGGUACCCUUCCCAAGAUCUGUGCCGCGACACAAUCCUGUCUCGGAGCUCUACGGACAAUUUGUUUGACCUUAUGGCUUGGUUUUUGCUCUGACAUGCACUGUCAAUUGUGGGACCUUAUAUAGACAGGUGUGUGUGCUUUUCCAAAUCAUGUCCAAUCAAUUGAUUUUACCACAGGUGGACUCCAAUCAAGUUGUAUAAACCUCCCAAGGAUGAUCAAUGGAAACAGGAUGCACCUGAGCUCAAUUUUGAAUCUCUUGGCAAAGGUUGUAGAACACCUACUCAUUCAAGGGUUGUUUUUUUUAAACUAUUUUCUACAUUGUAGAUAAUAGUGAAGACAUCAAAAAGAUGAAUUAACAUAUAUGGAAUCAUGACCCAAAAAAGUAUUUAUAUGUAUUUUAUAUUUGAGGUUCUUCAAAUAGCCACCCUUUGCCUUGAUAACAGCUUUGCACACUCUUGGCAUUCUCUCAACCAGCAUCACCUAGAAUGCUUUUCCAACAGUCUUGAAGGAGUUCCCACAUAUGCUGAGUACUUGUUGGCUGCUUUUCCUUCAUUCUGCCGUCUGACUCAACCCAAACCAUCUCAAUUUGGUUAAGGUCGGGGGAUUGUGGAGGCCAGCUCAUCUGAUGCAGAACUCCAUCACUCACCUUGGUAGAAUAACCCUUACACAGCCUGAGGGUGUGUUGGGUCAUUGUCCUGUUGAAAAAUAAAUGAUAGUCCCACUAAGCCCAAACCAGAUGGGAUGGUGUAUCGCUGCAGAAUGCUGUGGUAGCCAUGCUGUUUAAGUGUGCGUUGAAUUCUAAAUAAAUCACAGACAGUGUCACCAGUAAAGCACCCCCAUACCAUAACACCUGCUCCUCCAUGCUUUACGGUGGGAAAUCCACAUGCGGAGAUCAUCCGUUCACCUACUUUGCGCCUCACAAAGACACGGCGGUUGGAACCAAAAUUCUCCAAUUUGGACUUCAGACCAAAGGACAAAUUUCCACCGGUCUAAUGUCCAUUGCCUGUGUUUCUUGGCCCAAGCAAGUCUCUUAUUCUUAUUGGUGUCCUUUUAGUAGUGGUUUCUUUGCAGCAAUUCGACCAUGAAGGCCUGAUUCAGUCUCCUCUGAAAAGUUGAUGUUGAGAUGUGUCUGUUACUUGAACUCUGUGAAGCAUUUAUUUGGGCUGCAAUUUCUGAGGCUGGUAACUAAUGAACUUAUCCUCUGCAGCAGAGGUAAUUCUGGGUCUUCCAUUCUUGUGGCGGUCUUCAUGAGAGCCAGUUUCAUCAUAGUGCUUGAUGGUUUUUGCGACUGCACUCGAAGAAACGUUAAAAUUUUCCGUAUUGACUGACCUUCAUGACUUAAAGUAAUGAUGGACUGUCGUUUCUCUUUGCUUAUUUGAGCUGUUCUUGCCAUAAUAUGGUAUUUUAUCAAAUAGCCCUAUCUUCUGUAUACCACCCCUACCUUGUCACAACACAACUGAUUGGCUCAAAUGCAUUAAGAAGGAAAGAAAUUCCACAAAUUAACGUUUAAGAAGGCACACAUGUUUAUUAAGAUGCAUUCCAGGUGAGUACCUCAUGAAGCUGGUUGAGAGAAUGUCAAGAGUGCAAAGCUGUCAUCAAGGCAAAGGAUGGCUAUUUGAUUUGUUUAACACUUUUUUGUUUACUACAUGACUCCAUAUGUUGUUUCAUUUAAUGUCUUCACUAUUAUUCUACAAUGUAGAAAAUAGUAAAAAUAAAGAAAAACCCUUGAAUGAGUAGGUGUUCUAAAACCUUUGACCAGUAGUGUACGUCUGUUUUUUAAAUAUUUUUAAUACAUUUGCAAACAUUUCUAAAAACAUGUUUUUGCUUUGUCAUUAUGGGGUAUUGUGUGUAGAUUAAUGAGGAAAACAUUUAUUUAAGUCAUUUUAGAUUAAGGCUGUAAUGUAACAAAGUGGAAAAGGCGUCUGAAUACUUUAGGAAUUCACUGUAUUAGGAGUGGAACAGUCUGACCUAUAAGAACCUUCGUAGUAAUCAUGUUUCCUAGUUCACAUAAGGUGUGACCACUGAUAAUGUCAGCAUGUGAGGUCGGAAAUGCAUGUGCUCUUUUGUCAACGACUUUGGGAGAAUCUCAAUUGCAUACUCCUCGCGUACUCCCCUCAACCCAUUGGAUGAGAAAGCCAGAGGAGAGAGGACGCGAGGAGUAUGCAAUUGAGAGUCUCCCAUAGACUGAAGUUUGAUUAACUGAUUUUCGUGCUCAUGAUUUAUACUGUAAAUUACUCCAUGCGUUGAAAUAACACCCCUUCUCCCUCUGUGUAGCCAUUCCAAAUCUGUCACAAUGUUAUCAGAGAAAGAAUAUAUGUCUUGGCACAUAGUAGUAGUAAUAUUGUGUCUUUUAUUAAGCAAUCUCUUUAACCACAGUCAUGUGUAUGGAUUAAAUAGGCCUCAGAAGUGAGAGGAAUGCAGCUCUUAAAAACUCAAAGAAACACCAUAGCCUUUUUAUAUACAAGUGGAUGGGGUGGGCAUGUGCAAUAGGUGAAGGGGCCGGGGUAGGCAACUAGAUUAGAUUCAGCCGCGGGCCGAUUUUUUUUCCGGAGCGGAUGGUCGGGGGGGCCGGAACAUAAUAAUUUGUACACUGCAAAUUGACCAGAACUAAGCCCAAAAAGAGACUGUAUUUGAAAAAAAACAACUUUCAUACCUUGAUUACACUGAGACAUGAUCACUUUUUUUUUUUGUGGGAAUACUUGGGAACAAAUGUCCUAAAUUAAACAAAUGUUGGGCUGAAUUCCUGGUGAUUUUAGGCUUUGACAAAACGAAAACCCCAAAACUUUUGCCCCCCCCCCCCCCC
This is a messenger RNA of Salvelinus fontinalis (brook trout), 9269 nucleotides long. RefSeq names its product ATP-dependent RNA helicase DHX8-like. Gene Ontology annotation, biological process: mRNA splicing, via spliceosome; spliceosomal complex disassembly. Gene Ontology annotation, cellular component: intracellular anatomical structure; catalytic step 2 spliceosome. Gene Ontology annotation, molecular function: ATP binding; RNA binding; RNA helicase activity. The transcript is spliced from 23 exons. Bases 1083 to 4643 code for a protein of 1186 amino acids. NCBI's taxonomy places the organism in Eukaryota, Metazoa, Chordata, Actinopteri, Salmoniformes, Salmonidae. The record is from RefSeq and is a predicted model, not a curated record.